This is a messenger RNA of Phacochoerus africanus (Common warthog), 4394 nucleotides long. RefSeq names its product solute carrier family 35 member F1 (gene SLC35F1). The transcript has 8 exons. Gene Ontology annotation, biological process: transmembrane transport. Gene Ontology annotation, cellular component: membrane. Gene Ontology annotation, molecular function: transmembrane transporter activity. Lineage: Eukaryota; Metazoa; Chordata; Mammalia; Artiodactyla; Suidae. The record is from RefSeq and is a predicted model, not a curated record. Bases 89 to 1315 code for a protein of 408 amino acids.
GGGUCCUCCGCGCGUUCCCGGGCCGGGAGCCGGCGCACGAUGCGUCCGGCCGCGUUCUGAUCGCCGCCGCGCCGCCGCCUCCGCCAAGAUGAUCCCCCCAGAGCCGCAGCAGCAGCAGCUGCAGCCACCGCCGCCGGCCCCGCCGAACCAUGUGGUGACCACCAUCGAGAACCUGCCGGCUGAGGGCAGCGGCGGCGGCGGAAGCCUCUCUGCCUCCUCCCGGGCCGGCGUGCGCCAGAGGAUCCGCAAAGUGCUGAACAGGGAGAUGUUCAUCUCUGUGGCUCUAGGCCAGGUGUUAUCCCUUCUUAUUUGUGGAAUUAGCUUGACCAGCAAGUACCUGUCAGAAGAUUUCCAUGCCAACACACCAGUCUUCCAGAGUUUCCUCAAUUACAUCCUUCUCUUCUUGGUCUAUACCACCACACUUGCCGUCAGACAAGGAGAAGAAAACCUCCUGGCAAUUUUACGACGAAGAUGGUGGAAGUAUAUGAUCCUGGGACUCAUAGACUUGGAAGCAAAUUACCUGGUGGUCAAGGCUUACCAGUACACGACUCUGACCAGUAUCCAGCUCCUGGACUGUUUUGUGAUCCCAGUGGUGAUUUUGCUGUCCUGGUUCUUCCUGCUGAUCCGGUACAAGGCUGUGCAUUUCAUAGGCAUCGUCGUCUGCAUCCUGGGAAUGGGCUGCAUGGCGGGCGCGGACGUGCUGGUAGGAAGGCAUCAGGGAGCAGGGGAAAAUAAGCUGGUGGGGGACCUUCUGGUCUUAGGAGGAGCCACGCUCUAUGGCAUCUCGAACGUCUGGGAAGAGUACAUCAUCCGAACCCUGAGCCGAGUGGAAUUCCUGGGAAUGAUUGGACUCUUUGGGGCAUUUUUCAGUGGAAUUCAAUUAGCUAUAAUGGAGCACAAGGAGCUGUUAAAGGUGCCCUGGGACUGGCAAAUAGGACUGCUCUACGUUGGCUUCAGUGCCUGCAUGUUUGGUCUCUACAGUUUCAUGCCAGUGGUCAUAAAGAAAACCAGUGCCACUUCAGUCAACCUCUCCCUGCUCACCGCAGAUCUGUACAGCUUGUUCUGCGGAUUGUUUCUCUUCCACUACAAGUUUUCAGGACUGUAUCUCCUGUCUUUCUUCACCAUCCUCAUCGGGCUGGUGCUCUACUCCUCCACCUCCACAUACAUAGCCCAGGACCCCCGCGUGUACAAGCAGUUCCGCAAUCCUUCGGGACCCGCUGUGGACUUGCCAGCCGCUGCGCAGGUGGAGCCUUCGGUCACCUACACCAGCCUGGGCCAGGAGACCGAAGACGAGCCCCACGUUCGUGUGGCCUAGGGCGAGGCCCUCCCUGCCCACCGAGGAAACCUCCGCGGCCGUGUGUUCGCUCGUCAUCUCUGUUUUGUACAUAGAGAAAGGUAUUUAUUAGGUGCGGUUUACACAGGUGGACUGCAAGGUAGCAAACUCGAAAGCCUGUAAAAGGCGCACACUCAACAUCCCUGGAGAUGCAGGCUCUGACCCACCUGACUCGGAGAGAUGCUAGCUAGUGUGUGUAUCCCGGUCACAGCCCCCUGCAUUAAUUACUGUGAACAUUUUUGAAUCAAAAGCAAGUCUUAUGAUUUGUAUUAUUAUUGUUACUGUUAGUUCACCGACUUUCAGGAGGCGGUUUUGUCCUCCUGAUAGAAACUCUCACCAGGCCCACACGCAGUUAACAUCAGUCCCACUUUUCUAUGGCAAGCCACUUUUUAAGACUCACACUCUAUUUUUUUUGCACAGUCUCUGAGUGCUGCAUGCCACAGGAGACACCCUGCGAAGCUUCCUUAUCCUAGGGACCUGGGGGCGACUGGUUUCCUCUGUUCCCUGUUGGAUCGCCUGCUCAAUAUGUAUUUUGUGCUGUGACCCUUGUGGGGAGUGGCAACUGACCAUACAAUUCUCUAUUCUAGGAAUAGAUAUAAAACAAACACUUUAGCCUUUUUAUAUUUCAACCUGUGAUGACUCCAGGCUAUGGCCUUUCUGUUGCACCACACAAUUCUGCUAAUUAAGUCCCUGUAAUAACAGGAUAAGGAAUGUUCCAUUUCUGUGGCUUAUGAGAAACCCUAGAAAUAAUAUCAUUUGUGUUUAGGGUAAUACUUUUUUUUUUUUCUCUUUCUGCUCCUCCCUGUGUUCUCACUUCAGAAAAACAUAUUUGUUUUCCUUUUUUACCCCUGGAUUUCUUUAGUGAUAAUAUGGAAAUCAGUCAAGGCAUUGGAAAAAGCCAUGGUCCUCUGCCCUCUUAAUUGUGUGCUACCCUUUUUGAAAUACACCAGCUUGGAAAUCACCUUAAUUGUGAGUACCAUUGAUUAUUUGGCCUCCCAACAAAGUCAGGGUGCUGGCGUGGAACCAUCUCUGACAAUAUAGCUCAUGGAUCUGGCCAUUUUGUAGUGGUAAACAUCGCCAAUGAAAAAGUCUGGCACUUUGGUCAUAUUUGGCAUCCAUUCAAUAACAGACUGUAUCAACACAACAUUCUUAUGGAUACUGAGGCUAUUAUAGGGCCCUCAUAAGGCUUCGAGGGGUAUGUCACUAGUCUAAUUUAGUUACCCUUAAAAUAGCCUUUUUUUUCAAACACACGAAACAGAAAGACAAGAAAGACCACUGAAUUCUAUGAUUUACAAUAGAUUCUACAUGUCAGUAUACGCAGUGCAAUAGUCUUUAUAUUUGGCUAUUCUAAAUACCAUUCAAAAAGAUCUUCAUAGAGUUGCAGGAUUUGUAAAAGGGAAAUAAAUGCCUAUGAAACUUGGGGUAAUUCAGAUCAGUGCAUCGUAAACACGUAAAGCAAAAUACCACGGGGGUCAAUGUAAGGUAGAGAAUAGGUUGCGGCUGAGUCAGAAUUUCCAUAAUAUCCUGGACAAGCAGGCAAAAGCACCCCAGGCUGUCAGUCAGCACCCCUGCAGCCCUGCCCUGCCCUGCUUGUCUUUGGAGGUGGAGCAGACAAGUUAGCUUCUCUGAUAGGCAGAUUUUUAUGGUCAUCUUUGCUCAGCCCCCCUUAGAAACAUGUUUUAUUCUCUGUGGGGAAAAAACCCCCCACCAAUAUUAAAGCAAUAUCAAGUUAAAGGAACUUUGCCAGUGUUAGCUGUUUGCUACCUUUUAAACCAAUUAAAUACCUUUCUCUGACUAUUUUGUCCAUUCAGAUCUAAAGACCUUUAAAGACUGUGGUUUGAUUUUUGUGUUUACAUUCCUUUGGUUUGCAUAAUUUGCUUGAUUUAUUGCAUUUUUAGUAUUUAUUUUAAGCCAAAUGUUUUACUCUUUUUUAUUCCUUUUUGUGACACUGAAUUUGCAGACACUUAGUAAAGUCUUAGGAGAAAUAAGUGGAUGAAAGGAUUUCCAAGUCGACGUAGUGGACUGGGAAUUUUUUUUAAAUUUAAAUUUCAAAAAGGUUUGCAAUCAAUGAACAUGGAUGGCCAAACGUUGCCAUCUGAAUUAUUUUCUAGGCUAUUUUAAUUGACACCAUUGUACGGAAACCAAGUGUGAAUGUUAAGGUGAGUUCACUGUGUACCCUUGAUCAUCCAGUGUCCACACAAGACUUCCAUGUCACUGGGGCACCUCUUGGUGUUGGUUCUUCUCCAUUUAGAAAGGCUGAUAACAUACUUGUCCGAGAUCAGGAGUUCCAGAUGGACCCUUUGGGGUGGGGGGAGAAAAUAGCAAGAAACAAACUCUUUUUCUGUGUAAAAACAUCGAUCCUUUGGGAGUGGGGUGGGAAAUGGGGGUAGGACAUCAUUAACUCUAGCUGUUUUAGUUUCUGAAAUUUCAUAACCUCAGUAGACACCAGCACAAAUUUCAGCUUUUCAGUCUACCACCACUCCCUCCUUCACUGAUGAGACGUUAGCAGCUUGUAUAGAUUUUGGUCAGGUGAGCAAAUCUGAGCUCUCCUAAACCUCGCUAGAGAUAGCUGGUGGUUCUCACUUACUCAAUGACACCUUGCACUGGGAAUAAUGCGAGCCUUGGUCACAUCUUCCCACAGCUCCAAACUUUGAAUUACACAACCAGGUAGACCAAGCCAUGGAAAAAUUUGCACCACUGUGUCCCAUGAAAAUGUUUCAAUGUUUAGUUUAGGUAUUGCUAACUUGUGCUAUUAACCUUUUGACAAGCGUGUAGUAUUGUUUGUUUUUGGGUUUGUUUUUGAUUUAUAACCAUUUAGUAGUCCCCAGCUAGCUACCAGUACAGAUUUUUACCCCAUGGGUAGGAUUCUACUAUCAAGCCACAUAACAAAGCACACUAAUCCAGACACUGAAAAUGGAAAAUAUGAACCAAAAAGGAAAUUUACACCGAUAAGUUGAACAAACUCUCCAUUUUUUGAUAUUUGCAUGCUCCCCUAUGGACUGGCUGUGGCAAUGUAAUGCCUGUAUAAUGUUUUCAAAUAAAAAAUAAAUGCUUUAUGAAA